UUGAACAGUGGCGAAAUCAUCAUCGGAGUAGAAGGAGAGGCCUAUCCACCGGAUCCAGAAGUUCCAGCUAAGCUAAAAGUCGAGUUCCCUACAAGUAACUCUACCUAUAAUACCGGGAAAUACUGGGUCUUGGAUACCGAUUACAACACAUAUUCAGUUGUAUAUGCAUGUACCAGCAUUGCUGGGGUUUUUCGUAGUGAGUCUUGCUGGAUUUUAGCCCGACAGAGGACUCUUCCUCAAGAAACCACCAAUAAGCUAUUUAACUUCCUUGAUACCAAUGGCAUUAAUUCAAAUAAACUUAUCAUGACCAACCAAACGAACUGUGACUGAGUUUAGCUUUUCAAGUAUUUUUUCCUUUUUUUGUAUUAAACGUAAAAAAAACUAUAUGUGAUUGUUACCAACUGGCUAUUUUGAUGAGCGGAGUAAAUAAUGUUUCUUAAAGCUAUAAUGUGGUAAAAAUAAUCUUUACUUUAUGGUGUAUAUUCCAAACAUUACAACAAU
Molecule: messenger RNA, 501 nt
Organism: Limulus polyphemus (Atlantic horseshoe crab)
Lineage: Eukaryota; Metazoa; Arthropoda; Merostomata; Xiphosura; Limulidae
Product: apolipoprotein D-like
Exons: 3
Biological process (GO): lipid transport; brain development; tissue regeneration
Molecular function (GO): lipid binding
Source: RefSeq, a predicted model, not a curated record